GAAAAAUGUGGGCAUACGCAGGUGUGUGGCUAGUGGCCAGGCUACUCAAGCGCAGUUGCGCAUGAGAAGAAAGGGCCCCCCACACCACCGCCAGUAAUGUAUAUACAACCCCUCAUGCGUUACGCUUGUGUCCUGCGCCCCGUGGUGCCAUCUCCCCAACGAGAUCUUCCUCUACAUCCCCAUUUCGAACUUUGCCACAAGGGGGAAAAAAUACGACAGUGGAAGUUAGCAAAAUAUAUCAUAAAUGAGUCCUUUUUUUUCCAUUUUUCCCAUUUCUUCACAAAUUGAAGGGUCCAACGUGGGCGACGCUCACAUGAGCCGCCACAAAAAUGGUAUACGCAUAACCGCCGCAGAGUGGCAACCCCAUGGGCGUCACUUGAUGGGAUUAAAAGAGAAGCAGCUUGGGAACAAAAAAAAAAGGGACGCAUACGAUACCCUCAUAAAUGCGAACGGAUGUACGUGCCAUGUUUUUAUACCCCCGUUUGGCAAAAAAAAAAAAAAAUAAAAUAAAAUAACAAAAUUGAAAAACGAUUAAGCGAAACACUGUACCCUUUGUAGCACCAUCUGAUGAUUGAACAGGUGAGGAACAACGCACGCAUUGUCCCCCUCGCGAUUUGCCUGCUCUUUUUGCCACUUCAGUUUAGCAAAAAAUGGAAUGGCUUCCCAAGUGUGCAUUUGUUCAGCUUCCUUCUGGGCAUAAUGCUCAACGGAAUGCUCCAAAUAAAAAUUGACGACAGAAAGUAUGUAGACUGGGUUGUGCAGCGGGUACUGUCUUACUCGCUAUGCAUAUCCCUCAUGAUGACUUUUUCGUGUAUGAAAAAAAAGGCAAUUGUGUGUGAGCGGCCAGAAGGCGAAACAGCUUGCACAGAGGAGGAAAGAAAGAAAAAAAAAUCCGUGUACCAUUUACUAAUUCGCAGCAGGGUUGCGCCGUUUGGAAUCGCUUUUAUGUUCGGCGCUGUGGGGACACUCAUCGGAGGAGUCACUUCCUACCACUUAACGAAAAGGUUCUUUCAUAAAGAUGACGCAAAGGGGAGUGAAGAAAGUUUGAGGAAAAGCACCAGCUGCUUCGUUGCGACGUACAUCGGUGGCUACAUAAAUUUUGUGGAAGUCGCUGACCUGUUAGCGGUAGACACUUUGGAAAGAAACGGCAUGUUCAUAUUAGACGAUUUGUUUACCAAUCUGUUCCUUGUCACUUUGCCCUUAUGGAAAAAUGUUGUUUUUUUUUUCUCUGUCCGCGGGGAGGAACCGGCGUCGCUCAAUAACAGUGAAUGUGUCUCGAAACAAAAUGGAAGUGCAACGAAGCUAUCACAUGAAGAGAGGGAGGUAAAGGGUAAAGAAGAAAUAACACACCUCCUGUGUGAUUCGCCAAGGUAUGCAUCAUACGGGUCGUUCGCAAAUGAUGAGGAGUGGAUAUUACACCUAGGGGAGGAGCACCAAGUGAAGCGCCAUCAGGAGCACUUCUUACCCCCAUUGGUGUGCAAAUGCCUAUGUGACUACCUAUCCGUGCUGCUCAUAAUAGGACUGAGCAUGAAAGUGCUGAGCGACUAUGAGGCCAUCUAUCAGUUUGUCACAUGCUAUAUCUCGGCCGACAAAUUCAAAACGUACAUUUUAGUUGCGCUUACCUUUGGCUAUUUAUUCUGCCUGGACUGCAUUGCACACGUUAUUGGCAGUUGGAUAAGGAGACGCACAAAGAGAGCAGCAAAUUUUUUCACACAUAUUUAUUUCAGGGCCACAGAGUACUACUCAACCGUUCUGCACCUUUUAACAGUUUAUUAUUUAUCCCUUUCGGGGAUGUCCAUCGAUGUGAGCGUUUUGUAUAGCACUGUAAAACCGCUGACCAUGUUGGUGGUAUGCCUACUGGCGACUCAUUUAAUUUGUGUUUUUUUCCUUUCGCACAUGUUUAACGUGUUUACCAAGUGGUCUCGCCUGGCUUUACAUGUGGAAGAAGUUUUGCUAGCCAUCAAUGCAAAUGUCGGGGGGCCCAGCACUGCUGCGCUCAUGUCCGAUGUGCUGGGCAGACCUGAUUUGGCCUUUGCCGCGACCUUCUGGGGCGUCUUUGGCUACUUCCUUGGCACGCACGCGGCGAUGGGUGUGUACGCACUUUUGUGA
Molecule: messenger RNA, 2109 nt
Organism: Plasmodium vivax (malaria parasite P. vivax)
Lineage: Eukaryota; Apicomplexa; Aconoidasida; Haemosporida; Plasmodiidae
Exons: 1
Coding region: 568-2109 (513 amino acids)
Source: RefSeq, a predicted model, not a curated record